GGAGCAGAAAUAUUUUGCAUAGCCUUGCUGCUUGAACCUAUCAAAAAAUUCAGAUGUUAAAAUGACAUUAUGUCUUUGAAUAGAACCAAUUUGGCUGGAAUGCACAAUGUGAGUCAUGACAGACCUAGACGAUUAGCCGCAACUUUUCAGUUCCGUCCUCGCUUGCUCGUUCUCGAUCUCAACCAGCUUCCAUGGCAUUCUCUUUCCUCAACCGCCGCCGUCUUCGCCUCUUCUUCCUCCUUCCCAGACCUCCUCCGCCAAUUUCUCUUUCGGUCCAGCGCUUUCUAUCAGAUAAAGCGGUCGCCACACCUCUUCCCAACCCCCACUUGGAUCCAAAAAUGUCGCUAUCCGCCCGCCUCUCUUUCGUCUUCGAUCAGAUUGAUGCCCUCGAGCGCCAGCGCAACACUUCCGCCAAGGAUGAGGCUCUUCAACGCAUUCGCGCCUGGAGCCAGUCGAAGCACCCACCUCCGCCGCCCUCUUCCUCCACAUCCACCGCAGCUGCAGAUACAGUUGCCGAUGCAGGAAGUAAAAGUGGCGAUGCCCAGAUGAUAGAGGACUCCAAUCGGGCUGAAGUCGGAAUGGCGGAGUUCUUCCGGCGGGAAGUGGAGGUUGUACAUCCCUGGCCGGAGUGGAUUGAGCUGAUGGAGAGGCUCGCCAACCAGAAUUAUUUCGAUUACCGGCGAGUAGAGGAGGACUGCAUCGCUGCCAAAGCUGGGAUUGAUAUAUCCGGAGUGAAGGAGGAGGUGGGGUUGGACCUUACUAGGGAUUGGGCAGCUGUGAGAACCGCUUGUAUGAAUUUUGGCCGAGACCGGUUUGAUAUUCUUAAGUCUUUACCAAGGAAGGAUAUUCAGGUUUUGGUAGGUCAUGGAUGCCCCAGCAUGGACUCAAAAGUUGUCUUCUCGGCUAAGCUGUUGAGAAAGUACCUUCAUAUUGAUGAAGGAGAUGUAUGCAGCUCAUGCAGCCUCAGGAAUUCAUGUAGCAGAGGAUAUAUACUUGUGCCUAAAGAGGAUGAAGCACGAACACUUGAUGUCAUGCGUAUCCUUUUGACAUAUGGUUUUGAUCAUGUCAAAGAAUCUGUUGAAAAUGAUCCUUUAAGGAAGAUGAAGUCUGUCAAAAUUGUAGUCCGCAAGUUGCUGCAUGAAGUUGUUAAACUGAGUGCGGUUCCAAGAGAUCCAAAUCUUUUACCUCCAGUGAUCAAGAAACCGCCUCCUAAAUUAAAGCAACCACCACCUCCACCCAAGAGGCGGGUAGGACGAGAUGAUGUUGAAAUGAAGAAGGGAGAUUGGCUCUGCUCAAAGUGUGACUUCAUGAAUUUCGCCAAGAACACUGUUUGCUUGCAAUGUGAUGCUAAACGCCCCAAGCGACAACUUCUUCCUGGGGAAUGGGAAUGCCCCAAGUGUAACUUCCUGAAUUAUAGGCGGAACAUGUCAUGCUUCCAAUGUGAGCAUAAUCGUCCCCCUGAUGAGUUCACAGAGAAUCAAAUGUUGGGAAAGCGUAUGGGUCCAAACACAAGAUUGGAAAGGGCUGUCAGGACUUCAGAUGUUUCAAAUGCUUGGAAUUUUGAUUUUGAGGACAAUGAAUCAGAUGGUGCAGAUGUUGCAGCUUUUGAGUUUGCUGAUUCUGCAAGAGCUCAUGAUGGUUCUUCAUUCAAUGAACAUCCUCGUGGAGGAAACACUAGGCAAUUUGAAGAUGAUAUUGCAGAACACAUAGAUAAAGGCCUAUACUUUUCUAAACCUAGCAAAAGAGGUUCUUCAUCACAUUCACGUGUAACAGGUUUUAAUGAUUUUGAUGAUGAAGAAGAGGAGGAUAAUGUGGACAAUUAUGAGCUUGAUGCGGCAGAUGGUGAGGAGACACAUGUAAUAUCACGGAAGAGCUUAUCUGAGUUUGAGAGUUGCUCAGAAUCAGACGAUUUGGAUGAUAAUGACCGGUAUUCCAACUCAAAUCAGCAUAGGAAAGAUUAUAUAUCAGAUUUUGAGGAUGAUAAUACUGUAGUUUCUGCACGGAACUUUGAUGCUAGCUCAAAUUCUUUAUUUUCUGAUGAUGAUAUGGAUUCUGAUCAUGAUAUGCAUGGAAAUUAUGAUUUGAAGCAGAGAAGGGAAGUAAAAAAAAAUGCAAACCAGAAUAAUUUUGCUAGAGUAAGGGAUUCAGACUAUAAUGAUGGGCUUCAUGUUUCUGAUUUUGAUGAUGACGAUGAUGAUCCAUAUUCCAGCAGGAGUAAGAAAAAAGGAAUAAAAGGUGCAUCAGGAAGGAGAGCACGCAAUGUCCAGGAUUCAUACCAUUUUGACUCUAAAAAUGGAACAAAUUCUUUGUGUAAUGAUGAUGAUGAUGAAGAUAAUGAUUUAUAUUCCCACCGGAGUAGGAACAAAGGAAGCAGAGGUGCAUCAAAAUCUUCAGGCCACAGGUUCCAAGUUUCCAAUCGUGUUGACUCCAAAAAUAUUGGAAGAAACUCAUUUGGCUCCCAUGAUUACAAUAAGUUUGAUGACAGAGGAGGUUCUGAUCUCAGGAGAAGAGUUAGAAUUAAUCAAUCAAGUUAUGGAGCAAGAGGAUCUAAGAAAAGCUGGACGGGCUCUAAAGGAAAUGACUAUGGUAGUCACAACAAUGAUCAGGGUUACAGGAAUUCUGUUCGCAGGGCUGAUCAUUCAAAGCUUGACCAUCGACAAUAUGGAAAGAAUACCCCUAAUCAUGGUCGAAUUAGGGGCUUCAAUGAUGAUUAUGAUUUCAAUGAUAAUCGUCAAAGAAAACGCAUCAUUGAAAGAUAAUUUGAGUAUCAUUUUACGAAGAUAAUAUUCCUUGCUGAAAGUGUUUUGAGUCCUUUCAAGUUCUUGCGAAGCUGAGAAAAUACCUUGCAUGAGCUAUCAAUGUGAGCUAAACCAGUUGUCACCAUGGAAUCCUAGUUGUGGUCCUGAUCAGUAGUUGGAAAUUUCAAAUGUUAUCGGCCAUUUCUUAUGCCAAUAACCCUAAAGAGCAAAAUGCACGCACCAUUGUCUGUUCUUGACGAGUCUUUCUUAAUAGGAUAAUAUUGAUGACCAUGGAUAUCCGUUUCUAGCUGGUAUUCUGCUGCAUAUUUCAAGAGUUGUAUAUGAAUUUCAAAAAUGAAAAGCAAUCUACUGUCAAGGUAUUUUCUAAUUUUCUCUUCCUUAUGUUGAUUUAAUUAGAUAAUAACUUACGUUUUCUUAGAUCUUUUAUCUUGUGCAAA
This is a messenger RNA of Dendrobium catenatum, 3196 nucleotides long. RefSeq lists its product as uncharacterized. The transcript has 5 exons. NCBI's taxonomy places the organism in Eukaryota, Viridiplantae, Streptophyta, Magnoliopsida, Asparagales, Orchidaceae. The coding region runs from base 192 to 2759 and encodes 855 amino acids. Gene Ontology annotation, cellular component: cytoplasm. Gene Ontology annotation, molecular function: mRNA binding. The record is from RefSeq and is a predicted model, not a curated record.